AUGUCUGAAAUCGACUUUACCAAAUUCUCCAACGUUGUAGGCGGUCUCCCGCGCACUUCUACCAGGUUCUACUCUGGUACGAAUGCAGCAACGGGCGAAUCUCUCUGGGAUGCUCCCAUUGCAACAGAGCAAGACGUUGAUGAUGCGGUUGCCGCCGCACGUAAAGCUUUUGGUCCUUGGGCUGCAAAGACAUACAAACAGCGUACUGAGCUACUCGAACAAUUUACAGACUUGUAUUUGGCACAUGCAAAUCAAUUUAUUGAGCUUUUGAGAGCAGAAACCGGAAGAGGAGCUCAGGUGACGGCCAUCGAGGUCCAUUGGGCGGCCAACUGGCUGAAAUAUCCAUCAAAGUACGAGAUUCCCGAGAAGAGACAGGAAGACGACGAGAAAGUCUCAGUCACCAGUUAUGAGCCUCUUGGCGUGGUGGCAGCUAUCUGUCCAUGGAACUUUCCUUUGAUGCUUGCAAUCGGCAAGAUCGCUCCAGCUCUAGCCACAGGAAACUGCGUAAUCGUGAAGCCUUCGCCUUUUACUCCGUAUACAGCGCUGAAACUAGUUGAACUGGCCCAGCAAGUGUUUCCUCCCGGCGUCGUUCAGGUUCUCGGAGGAGACGAUCACCUAGGCCCGCAGCUCGUCCGCCAUGCGGGAAUCCAGAAAAUAUCAUUCACUGGUUCGACCGUCGCUGGAAAGAAGAUUAUGGAAGCUUGUGCGGGUACAGCCAAGCGAGUGACUCUUGAAAUGGCCGGAAACAACGCAUCAAUUAUUCUUCCUGAUGUCGACGUUGAAAAAACAGCACCGUUGGUGGCUGCUGGUCUUUGGUUCAACGCUGGCCAAAUUUGUCUUGCGAGCCGACGAUUAUAUAUCCACGAGUCCAUAUACAAGGCAUUUGUUGAUGCCCUUACAAAGGCCACCAACAGCACUGCUGAGGAUCUCGUGGCCAACGUUGGUCCUAUCCAGAAUCAGAUGCAACUGAGAAAGCUAAAGGCGCUCUUCCGAGAUAUGCACGACCGUGGAUAUCGAUUUACAACGGAGAAAUCCGGGGUACAGGAUGGGCCGGGAUUCUUUGCGUUCCCAACCAUUGUGGAUAAUCCUCCAGCAGAUUCAUCCAUUAUCAGGGACGAACAAUUUGGCCCCAUCGUCCCAUGCGUUCCAUUUUCAGAUAUAGAGGAAGCAAUUCGCCUUGCCAACGAUAGCGAAAGCGGGCUGGCGGCGAGCAUCUGGACGAACAAACCGGACGUUGCCGAGAACAUUGCAAAGAGGCUUGAAGCAGGAAACAUUUUCAUCAACGGGCCUCCUAAGCCUGAUCCCUUUGUUGCAUUUGGAGGAUACAAGCAGAGUGGCAUCGGCGUGGAGUAUGGCCUUGAAGGAUUGCUUAGCUAUUGCCAGCUGAAGUCGAUAUACUACUAUCGUUGA
This is a messenger RNA of Trichoderma virens Gv29-8, 1410 nucleotides long. RefSeq lists its product as uncharacterized. Bases 1 to 1410 code for a protein of 469 amino acids. The record is from RefSeq and is a predicted model, not a curated record. Gene Ontology annotation, molecular function: aldehyde dehydrogenase (NAD+) activity. NCBI's taxonomy places the organism in Eukaryota, Fungi, Ascomycota, Sordariomycetes, Hypocreales, Hypocreaceae. The transcript is spliced from 8 exons.